This is a messenger RNA of Cokeromyces recurvatus, 1337 nucleotides long. RefSeq lists its product as uncharacterized. The transcript has a single exon. Bases 19 to 969 code for a protein of 316 amino acids. NCBI's taxonomy places the organism in Eukaryota, Fungi, Mucoromycota, Mucoromycetes, Mucorales, Mucoraceae. The record is from RefSeq and is a predicted model, not a curated record.
UUAUAAUAUAUCUUCUUGAUGAAUAUUAGUAGUAUCAGUGGCAGUAAUUAUCAUAUACCAACAGUAACAACCCCUUUAUUAUCAGAUAUUAGAAAUGAUAUUAAGAAUAAAGUCAAACGAGUUCCUACUUUUGUUAAGCCCUCUAUCCCAAAUAGACGUACAAUUCUAAAAGCAUUUUUUAACAUAACUCUCCAUUUGCUUUUUGAGCUCGUUCUACCAAUCGUACUGUAUUAUAUUAUAAGAAAUUUCUGUUCUCUCCUUUUGUCUUUGUUGUUAGCAGGUAUACCUAAUGCGAUUGCAGUUAUUGUAAAAGGCAUUUGGGAACGUAAAGUAGAUAUGAUGGGUAUUUUGAUGCUUAUUGGCUUUAUUGUAUCUGCUCUUCUUGCCUCUAUUCAAUCUGAUCCUAGACUUUAUUUAUUGAGGGAAUCCGCUAUGACACUGGCUAUGGGGUUUAUGUUAUUCUUAACUCUAUUCCCCUUAAAAUGGCCACUCAUCAUACUUGAACGAUCGUCAUCAAUAUCAAAGCAGCAUAUUCUUCGACCUUUUAUGUUUUAUGUUGCACGUCAAGUUGCUAUCUCUUGUAAUAGCUUCAUUAUAAAUGCUGAUAUCAUUUGUGAACAUUGGGAUUUGUUUUGGAACUGGUUUGAUGGUUUUCGAUGCUUCUUCAGGACAUUAACUGCUAUUUGCUCUAUGGCUCUUAUUAGUGAAUUUAUCGUUCGUAUUGUGCUGAUCCAUACUUUAGAUAAUCUUGACAGUGUUAUUUAUUAUUCUAAUAUUUAUAUGCUUAUAGUCAUGAUAACAUUAGGAGGCAUAAUCCUUUCUAGUACAUUAUUACUAAGACAUUAUUUUAACUUGGAACAAAAUCGUAUCAAAAUAGCGGAAAGGGCGUCAGAGAUCGAAGCCAUCAUUGCUCGUGCUGCAGUAGAGCAAAAAGAAUCAUUGGUACGAAAACAGUUUCCAUUUGUUUAACCACAUAAUCAAUUCCUAAAUACCAAAUCCUCCCUCUCUCCCACAUAUAUUAAACACUCUUUCCUUUUCCCCCCUUAAAAUAUUAAACAAGACUGCAUAAUAUGAAACUCAAAAAUCUUAAAAAAUAUGCACUUGCCAUGCAUCAUUAAUCUAUAUAGUCUGAACAUCUCAAAAACAGAUAUAGAUUUUAUCUUCAGUUUUCAAUAAAUAUUUAGACAUCAUAUAGGUUUCUCAACAAGCCGUUACUCUUUGAAUAUUUCAAAUUUGAUCCUCAUAUUUUAUACUACAAAAUACAAUGUGCUUAUGAGAAAAUUGAAAAAUAAGAUCAUUUUAUGUAAUACAUACAAAGAGACACAAAUAAAUUAAAG